Molecule: messenger RNA, 332 nt
Organism: Pelobates fuscus (common spadefoot toad)
Lineage: Eukaryota; Metazoa; Chordata; Amphibia; Anura; Pelobatidae
Product: glutaredoxin-1-like
Exons: 2
Coding region: 12-332 (106 amino acids)
Cellular component (GO): mitochondrion
Molecular function (GO): glutathione disulfide oxidoreductase activity
Source: RefSeq, a predicted model, not a curated record
CACCCAAAACUAUGGCUGAGAGAUUUGUAGACAGUAAAAUAAAGCCGGGCAAAGUCACUGUGUUUAUUAAGAGAGAAUGUCCUUACUGUGUUAGAGCCCUAGAAAUCUUACAACAAUAUCGUUUUAAACCAGAGGGCUUUGAAGUUCUUUCUGUCAAUGACCAGAAUGACACAGAAAAGAUUAUGCAAUGCCUGCUCGAAAAAACAGGACAAAGAACGGUACCGCGUAUAUUUUUUGGAAAUAAUUGCAUCGGUGGCUGCUCGGAGCUCUCCAUUCUUGAAAGCAACGGGAAGUUGGAUCAAACUUUGCAAACUUUAGGCGCUUUGCAAUAA